GUGAAAGGGUAAAUGAUUUAACGGCGACGAUGAAAAUAAACGUACAAACAUUUUUACUUUGCAUCAUAUUUUUAUAGUGGGAUAAAAACUUUACGUCAGACGUUUCUGAAAAGUAUAUGAAAAUAUAAGAAGUAUAUAUUGGAAAAUCAUCACAGUUUUUCUAUUUAUGAUCUUUAUGUUUUGUAACAGAAAAAUUAAGUAAUAACUAUUAUAUAGGGUUUAUAAUUAAUAAUUCUUAAACACAAAAAAUAUUCAAAAUAUCCCAAGAAGAGUUAUUUAGUGCUAAAUAUCAUAAAAUAUGAAAAUUAUAUUGACAUUUCCAGUAUUUUAUAACGUCAUAUUUCAAUCUCGAAUUUCUAAAAUACCUAAAUACCAAAUAUUUAAGUAAAUUGCUGACAGAUGAGUCGGCCUGUUCGUUUUUAACUACCCGACGAAUUUCUUAGAAUCCCAUAAGAACCUAGAGCUACGACAGAGACCCUAUUCAAAGUUUUUCAUACAGGGACGACCUGAUUUGAUAAACCGGAAAUAUUUAUACCAUAAUAGUCGGUUUGUUGCGUAAAUGGAUAACGUAUUCAAAAAUUUUGCAAUUGUAACAUUGACAUCAAUUUCAAUACGCGAAGCAUAACAAAUAAAUCUCUGAAUCAAUUAUUCAUUUAUUCAACUUACAGUGUUUUACAAAACUACUUAUUCUUAUAGUUAAUCAGGAUAAAAAUUAAAAGCAGUCGGUAAUAGAGAAAUAAAGAGAAGCUUGUUGUAGUAAUUUUAUUGGGGAAUUUUUAAAUGUCAUAUAAUUUCUUUUAAUGGAUCAAAUAUAUACUAAACACACUGCUUAGACUACUACAAUUAUGCGCGUUUCGAUAACCAAGAUAUCGUCUUCAAAGACUGAAGGUAAACUUAGUUGGCUCUGAUAUAGAAAAAAAAUUUCUUCUGCAGAACUGGAGUUGGGAUUAUUUUUGGUGUUUAGAUGGGUUCUUCUCAUUGGUAGAUGGCACUGGACUGAGUCAAAAGGCCAUACAAUUGUUUGGUGUUGUUAGUAGAUUUGCAUCCUUAGAAAACGUUAAAUUUCAACUGUAGAUAAAAAAAAUUCCACACGUAUGUAGAAAAUUACGCAUACUAAGAAAAUUGAUGUUAGGUUUAUACCAUCAUUGAUGAUAUUGGAGGCCAGCCCAAUUAAGGGACAAAUGACGUCGUGCCACUUUUACAGCAUAAAUACAUGACUAAGCACGUUUUAGUUCAUAGUUAGGUAAGGACGCGGUCAAAAGCCCAUUGUGUCUAACAAAUACUGAUAUUGUUUAAAAGCCUCAUCGAGCGCUUUGGAUUGAACUUUCUAUCGUCACUAGGCAAACUGUAAGGCUUGCCCAAAUGUUUGAAUUUUUUGUUGGCCACUCAUCGACGACGUGGUCUGCAGAUUCUUCCCCGUCCAAACAUUUUUCAAUUCGUAUUCAGUUCCUACUCCAAGUAACCUGCUGAGCGCGGUGCUUAAAGUGGGGUUUCGAUUAAAAAUAUCUCUUGAAACGGUAAGAAUAAUGAAAAAGUACAAUAAUUAGAUUACGCCUGGGGAACAACAAAUUUUUGACGACAACAUCGAGAGGAUUGAAUUUUGUGAAACAACGUUAGCUCUUUUAAUUGAAACUACAAUUCUUUGCACAAUAUUUGGUUUACUGAUAAGUAUACAUCAUUGGACUUAUUCAGAGUUUGUAGAUUUGGAAAGAAAAAUGACUGCUGCGUAUAGAGAGCUUCAAAUCGAUGUUUUAGAGGAGUUUUAAUAGAUUCAAACACUAUUUAUAAACUAAAGGUGAAUUUAUAAACUUUUACGACCUCGUUUGCUUUAACAUAACCAUAUUACGGAGUGUCCUUUAUAAACAAGAACGCUCGCGUUCAAGUUCGCGCCGAGUUCGCGCUGGGGCAUGGCCUUAACAGCUAAGUGAGACGUGUUGCUUAUUGUUGAUAUAUUUUCUAUACGGACCGAUAUAUAAUGGAUGAUACGUUUGUAAAUUGUAUAUUAAACUAAAAAAUAAACCAAAAAAAUCUAUGAUAAACAGUUUUCUGUCUAAUGCAUCUAUUCUGCUAUUUUAGUUUGGUUUUUAUUGUUAAUAUUUCCCGUAAAUGUGAUAAACACGUAGAUGGUGUCUUAAUAAAGCUGAACUAAUAUUUGCGGAUCGUUUUGUCACAUCUUAAAUUAUUUGUAAGGUGUUACAGAUAACAUAAACAGAGCAAAAAAAUUGUAAAUAGUAAUUUAAGAUAAAUAAAUCUUUAUCAAAGCUUUAAAAAUCUAUAAUUUAUAGUAUAUAGUUAGUGGAAAAAGGAAAAUAACUUGAUGGAAUACGUUUUAUUCCUUCUAAAUUUGUCGCAAUAUAAUAUAGUACGUGGGUUGUCCAUAAAAUGAGAUUCCCGAGGAGCCGUGGACGCUAAGAACGCUGUUAGGGGUGUAGUUUGACCCACUCUCCCAGUUCCUGCUCCAGUCAGCUGUCUACAACGUUAAUUCUUGUCUUGGUAGCUAUUAAAGAUGGAGCUUCCAUUUGAUUCCCACGCCUGCUACGAAUCAUGCUUUGUGGUUCGUUUUUUGUGUGCAAAAAACGUUCCUUCGGUAAACAUUCAUUCCCAAUUGUGUUAGGUGUAUGGGGAAAAGUAUAUGAGUAUGCAAAAAUGGUGUAGCGAAUUCUAAGAUGUACGUACAGACGUCCAUGUCGAACCACGUACUGGCCGGCCACCGUUUUCGGAUGAAAUGAUUUUGAAAUUGGAAGAAGCAAUGCUGGAAGAUCGAAGAGUGCAUUCACAUCAUUUUGAUAGACUGCUUAAGAUUGCCAAGGUUUGUGCAAGUUGGGUCCUGAAAAUGCUGACGGAUGACAAUAAGCGGCCUCAAGAUAUUACCAUCUGAAUCACUUAGGAAGGAUGCAUUUCACAACCGACCAAGAUCUGAAAGUAGAAGUUUUAAGCGGCAUAAAGCAGAAAAAGGAUGCUACACCGCAUGCAAACAUACAUUGAUCUAAACGGCGAUUAUGUAAAAAUCUACAGGGAAUUCUAAGCUUUCCAAACAUGUAUUAUUUGAUAUCAAUAAACAUAUUUUUCAUUGUGAAAAUUCGUUGGCGACCAUAUUUUAUAAACAAGCCUCGUAUAAUAUAGGGUAGAAAAUUACAAGUAUAGUAGAACAAUACGUAAUGGUUAUUAAAUUGGUAAUUUUAUAAUAUUGUGGACCCCUCGGUUUUUGACUAUAGAAAAUAAAAAAAAUAUCUGAUUUAAACGUUUUAAAGGCAAAUCUAUGGAAAUAAGAUGGAAAAUAUUUGAGGAUUUCAUAUGGUUUUAUCAUAAAUACACUUUUAUAAAUUUAAUCGAUUUUCUAGAAUCAAUAAACGAGGGGGCAACUAUAAAAUUAUAGUUUUUUUUUUAAUGGAACAUGGGUUUAUUUGGCGUCAAUUUAGAUUGCUCUAAUUUAAUUUUUUUGUCCAAUUAUUGUUUUAUAUUUUGUUUAAAAAAUUCCAUUGAAGUUAGAUGAUUUUUUGUUUCUUUAGAGCCAAAAACUAUGAAAUUAUCAAUUAAUUUAUUUCAAAAUUUCCUGUCAAAACCUAGUUCGAUUAAAGAAUUAUUUUGUUUAGUUGGAAUUCUUAUUUUUAUGAAUAAUUUAUUUUGGUUGAAACCCAAAUAAUUUGAGACGUCAAUUUUUACCUAUUUACCUAUUUUUUAAAACCAUUAUUUCUUAUCAAAAGACCCAAAGUCGAUUUAAUAAAAACAACAUGUAAGAAGAAAAAAGUUGAUAAAAUUUAUUUUUAUAUAUUAUUUGCAUAAUCACACAAAUCAGUAAAAUCAUCGUUGAUUCUAUUGAUUCAAUGUCUGUACACAAAAGAAAAAUUUAAAUAAAAUCAUUAUUAUCAGUAAGUGGCUAAUUCUAUCAGUUGACAACAGUGUUUACGUAGAGUUUCAAUAUAAUAGGUCUUCAAAACAAGAUAUCUUCAUGAAAUAUUUUCUACUACUUUUCGCCGCUCUCGCGGUGGAUUGCAGAAUACUAGCAGAGCCUUGUAUCGAUCAUUGUGUCUGUAACUCCAAGCUUCUCAGCAGAUUACAAGUAAUCUCCUGUGACAAGCCGCUAGUUCUUAACAGUACUACAUUCCAAAACAUCGACAAGAAUUUAACGAAUGUUAUUAGCUUCAGUGACGUUAUAAUUGAUCAAAUUCAAGAAAAUGCCUUUAGGGAUUUCAAGAAUUUAGACGAUGUGAUGAUUAGUGGUUCAAAUAUAGGAUCAAUAGACGCCAAAUCGUUUAAUAAUGUCGAGAGAUUGAAAUUUGUCGAUUGCGCUUUUGAAGAUAGUCCUGAUUUGUUUUCAGAACAACUGGAAGAACUCCACUUCGGUAGCAGUCGUUUGGACCAAAUUCCUAAUUUAAAUAAUUUGCUGAAGUUAACUUUCUUAAAUUUAUCGGGAAACUACAUUAAAUAUGUAGAAGUUGAAGCAUUUACCGAACUUUUCGACUUGGAAGAAUUACAUUUAUCGAAUAACGAAAUAUUCAGACUACCUGCAACCGUUUUCAUAAACAACCAACAACUUCUUACACUUAAUCUAGACAACAACCCCCUUAAUCAUUUCGCAAUCAACACUUCGGAAUCUUUGGAAAUUUUAUCUCUUAGAAAUUGUAGAUUGGAUAAAUUCGACAAAGAAUCCGCUCGCAAACUUACAUCUGUGAAUGAGUUGAACUUAAGCCACAAUAAUAUCAAAAAUCUUUCUAGUGAAACGUUCGCCCACAUGACAGAACUCUCAGUAAUCGAUCUUUCCUACAAUAAAUUGACAGAUCUAGAUGAAAACGUAUUUGCUGAAAACGGUAGACUUAUUAGGAUUACUUUAGACGGUAAUGAUUUUAAUACAUUACCAGUAUUUUAUCGCAAGAAUGAGGAAACCUUCUCGAUUUAUUCAUUUUCGUGCAGGUAUUGCAACCUCAAUACUUUGUCAAGCAACGUAUUCGAGAACAUGGAAGAUAUGAUAAAUCUAUACCUAUCUCACAACAAUUUCCUAAACGUCGACAACAUGUUCGAUAAAAUAAAAAAUUUAAAAGUCUUGGACAUCUCGGAUAAUAACAUCGCAUACUUCUCCCCAGGGGCGUUUAAAAAUAACAAGAAUUUGGAAGUUUUGAACAUUGCAGGUAAUCCUCUUAUGGUUCUCAACCCAGAAGUUUUUGCUGGCAAUUAUCUCCUCAGAGAUAUCGAUGUUAGGAACGCAUCACUCACAAAACUUUGGUCCAACUACAACAAAUCCGUUAAAUCUCUUCGUCGGUUACUACUCGGUGGUAACAAUUUAGGAACCCUAACAUCAGAUGAUUUCGUAAUUAUGCCUGCACUAGAAGCUAUCGAAUUACACAAUAAUCCGUUGAUUUUCGACAAUAAACUUUGUACUUUAUUCAGUUUUUUGGAAGUUGAAGGUAUAAAUCCAAUCGACGCCAGCAGUAAAAAAAAUAACGCAGCUGAUGGAGCCUUUAGAGAAGAUACUGAUGGAUUCAUUACUAUCCAAUGGAAAGAUGUCCAUGGUGGUAUGUGUCCCGAAGAAAUUCCCUUCAACUCGAACGAUGAUAAGACUAAGUACAUAACAAAUAACGAAGAUGAUGAAGAUGACGAUAACGAUGAUGAUGAAGACGAUGAUGAUUACGACGAGGACGACGACUAUUACAUUGAUAACGAAAACGACGAAGAAACCUCCACUAAAUUCUCUAAAGAAAACGCUUCCUUAGCAAAAGCAACGUACAUUCUUUCAGUUACUUCAGCUUUUGUGUUGAGUGCUUUAAUAGUACUUACCAUUGCUGUUACUAUUACACUUUGCGUUUUGCGUAGAAAUAACGGAUUCGAUAUGCAGAAAGCUAACUUACCAAGACUUAAGAUUCCUCUGUGGAACACCACACAAGGGCACAAGAAACACAGUGGAUCCGUGUAUAGACCUCUCUCUGAGGAUCUAUCGGGUCCAAAAACUCCGAAAUUGAGUCGUUACGAUUUUACUUCCACUCCCGUUGUCCAUUCGGCUUAAAACUUUUAUUAUU
This is a messenger RNA of Diorhabda sublineata, 6011 nucleotides long. RefSeq names its product protein artichoke. Gene Ontology annotation, molecular function: protein binding. The transcript has 2 exons. The record is from RefSeq and is a predicted model, not a curated record. Bases 3950 to 5998 code for a protein of 682 amino acids. NCBI's taxonomy places the organism in Eukaryota, Metazoa, Arthropoda, Insecta, Coleoptera, Chrysomelidae.